Molecule: messenger RNA, 6893 nt
Organism: Symbiodinium necroappetens
Lineage: Eukaryota; Dinophyceae; Suessiales; Symbiodiniaceae
Source: the annotation of a GenBank genome assembly
GAUAGAUCGGUCGACCAGCUCCACUACGCGGGCUUUGAACAUGGUGCAGCGUAGACUCACCGCCUCAUUGCAGAGUGGAAGAGAAGAAGUCGAUGCCUUUGAAGCCGUAGAGGGCGGGACGGAUCGUGUUUGUCGCGGCAGCAGUGCCUCAGAUGACGACAAUUCCUAUUAUGUGGUGCAUGGUGGAAGCCGAGCAGCGAGCUUGGAGUCCUGUAAGAAUGCCUGUGUCGACACGGAAGGAUGCAGAGGCAUCGAGUGGAGGCCAGGACGCUGCGAAGUCUGGACUCGUGUUGGUGGCAUCCAGGCAACCGCGGUGACUGUCGGUCCUGUCUGCUUGCGGUAUGUGCCCUUUGUCCUUGCAGAGGGCAGGCUGGACCGUGCGUGCCGGGGCGGAAGCGUGUCUGACAACAACCCAGCAUACUACGAGAUCAUGACUGCAAGCUCUUUGGAGGCUUGCCAGGACUUAUGCUUGGGUUUACCAGCUUGCUUGGGCAUCGAAUUCAGCGGUACUCGCUGUGAGCUGUGGCUUAACGUGUUGCUGCCCAGUGUGCUGUUACCGCCACGUGCUUGCCUUGUGACCUGUAGGGACGAGUUCGACAAUGAGACGAGCUUCUUUACGAGCAGCGAUUGCAAGGUGUGGACCCGGGCCUCUGGGAUCCAGACCACAGUGCAGCUGGCCGGCUCCAUCUGCCUCCGUGCCGGGACACUUGGAGUUCCCGAUGCGUUUCCACGAGUCGAUGGCGGCUUGGACCGAGCCUGCCGUGGCCAAUCGACCUCCGACUGGAGCCCGUCCUACUUCGUGUACUUCAACGCUGCGCAGGCUCCCACGCUCGAUGACUGCAAGGCCAGGUGCCUGAAGAUCGCCGAUUGCAAAGCUAUCGAUUUUAGCAGCAACGGCUGCAAUGUGUGGACGCGACCCGUCACCACCUCAAUCAGCUUCAGCGGAUCCACCUGCUUGAAGUAUGAACCCUUCGUGGGCAUUGAUGGGGGAGAGAAACGUGGCUGUUUUGGUCCGCCACCGUAUCAAAUCAAGACCUUGACUUUUCCAGCUGGAGAGAUCGCCGACCAGUGCAAGUUUGAGUGUGCGAGAACUCGAGCAUGCCAAGGCAUUGAAUACAGCAGUUCCGGAUGCAACAUUUGGACAUCCAACAUCUCAGGAAGCUACUCCAGCGAGACUCGGACCUGCCUGCGCUAUCAGCCUCUCAUACCGGUCGGCGGUGGCUUAGAUAGAGCUUGUAGUGGCAUGGACCCCACUGAUGCCUGGCCAAGCUACUACAGUCUCACGAGUUCCGAAUCUUUCUCCCUUGCCUCGUGCAAGACACUGUGCCUUUCAACCAUCGGAUGCAAAGGCAUUCAGUACACAGCAGGAAACUGUCAGGUUUGGACUCGGCGCGGAGGCAUCCAGUCUUCCAGGGAUCAGAGUGGUUCCUUGUGUCUGCGCGUGGGUGGCGGGGACAUUUGGGAGGAUGCCAGCGCCUUCAUGUCAAUGGAUGAAGGCCACACUUGCGGCGGUGAGGGAUUGACGGCCCUCGUGCACGGGCCUGAGAGAGCCGGAUCUUUGCAAGACUGUGAGUUGAGAUGUGCAUCCAUGCCUGGUUGCAGAGGGGUCGAUUUCGGAGUAGGAGGAUGCAGAACGUGGCACGGGCCUGGAGUGGUCAUGGCAGCUGCAGAGCCGGGGUCGACUUGCCACCGCUUCUUGCCGUUUCGCGACGUGGACGGGGGCGAAGGCCGCGCUUGCAGGGGCUUGCAGGGCCCGGAAGAUGUGCAGAGCUCGUACUACCUGCAGCGCUCGGCCGCAUCGUUGCAGGACUGCCAGGACCUCUGUGUGAGGCAGUCCGAGACCGAUGUGACAAGCUGCAAAGGCGUCUCUUACGACUCGGUCUCCGGCACCUGCCUCGUGUGGACUCUGGCAAUCGGGGCCACCGCAGAGAGCUCAACGUCGGUCUGCCAGCGCUACGAGCCUUUCGUGGAGAUGGGCCGGGCCGGAGGUCUUCCAGAGCUAGUCCAAGGAGUUGAGUUCGGUCCGGAUGGCUGCAAGAUGUGGAAUCGGGACGUGCGGGCAACAGCCGAAGCCUUUGGUUCCAUUUGCCUACGGUUGGCGGUGCAGCGGCUGGAGGAGGUCGCUGAGUCGGCGGAUGCCUUCCAACCGGUGGAGGGCGGCAGCGGGCGUGCAUGCCGUGGGGCCGACAGCACCGACACCAACGCGGCGUACUACGACUACUACCACCCGUCAGUUGUGACCACGAUGUCCGAAUGCAAGGGCUUGUGCAUUGAGACGUCGGGCUGCCAAGGCAUCCAGUUCAGCAUUCACGGCUGUCAGGUUUGGACCCGUCCGGCGGGCAUCCAAAGCACCGCCCCAUCGCCCGACCUGACCUGCCUCAGUUACAAACCUUUCCGUCUCGUGGAUGGCUUCACUGACCGAUCCUGCCGUGGGACCAGCGUGCAGGACAAUGCUCCCUCGAACUAUCUGAGCCUGACGGCUCCUUCCCUGGCAGACUGCCAGAGCGCCUGUGCACAAGAGCCUGGGUGCAAGGGAGUUGAGUACAACGUCAGUGGCACGGCAUGUGAGGUGUGGGCGUUGCCCUCAAGCAUAGCGGCGAGCGUUGCUUCGCAGGGAACCACGUGCAUGAGGUACGAACCCUUCGUUGCAGUUGAUGGUGGCUUGGACAGGUCAUGCCGCGGAGCACAUGCAGAGGACGACUGGCCGAGUUACUACACGGUCCACGAGUACACUUGGCUGUCUGGCCCAUCCAUCGAGGAAUGCAAAGAGAGAUGCCUGUCUACGCCUGGUUGCCGAGGCGUGGAAUACACAAAAGGACAGUGCAAAGUUUGGACUCGACAGGGAGGAAUCCAGUCCAGUGCUCCAAGUUCUGGAUCCUUGUGCUUGCGCUUCGGUGCCUUUGAUUCCCUGGAGUUGCUUGAUGCUUUCUGGCCUGUUGAUGGUGCGGACCGUGCUUGCCGUGGCAGCUCCCGUGAGGACCUCCAGCCCAGCUACUACACGUCCGUGGGCCCAGACAAGGCCGCAUCUCUCGAAGCAUGCAAGAGUCUAUGCGUCCGGACAUCCGGCUGCAAUGCCAUCCAGUUCACAUCCAUGGAGUGCCAGCUGUGGACACGAAGCGGCGGUGUGGAGGCCACAAUUGCACAGACGGGCUCGUCUUGCCUCCUCUUCCGUCCCUUUCGCACCGUGGACGGUGGCCAGGAUCGUCUGUGCGCUGCCACAGGUAGCCAGCCCAGCGCAAUGGCUGCGGACAGCCUGAGCUCGUGCCAGAUGCUCUGCGAAGGCUCGCCGUGGUGUGCUGGGAUCAGCUUCGAUUCUGGCGAUUGCCUCGUCUUCACCGGUGAGUUCUCCAGCCAGGCAAGCCAAGGCAGCCAGUGCCUCAGCUACGAGCCCUUCGUGGCGGUGGAUGGCGGGGUGGACAGGGCUUGCAGAGGCUCGCACGAAGACGACAUCAGCAGCUUCUAUUACCAAGACUACUCCCCAGCCGAAGCGCCGACAUUGGAGCAGUGCAAGCUGCUGUGUGCAGCCACGGAGCAGUGCCAGGGGCUGGACUUCUCCCAAGACGGCUGCAAGGUGUGGACGCGUUUCGGGAUCCAGACUACGAAGGCCAGCCAAGGGCACCUCUGCUUGCGCUACGGAAGUCCGGAUCCUUUACUCACGGCUUCUGCUUUUGAGCCUGUGGGAGGAGGCAUGAACAGAGCCUGCCGUGGCCAGGACGAGAUGGAUAACUUGGACAGCCACUACCUUGUCUUUACCGCAUGGCCUGAGAAUUCAUCGAUGGAUGCCUGCCAAAGGCUGUGCAUGAGGACCGAGGUGUGCAAAGGCAUUGAGUUUCGCUUGGGUGCCUGCGAGAUUUGGACCCUUGCGGAUGGGAUCCAGGCUUCAGUCAGCGCACCAGGAAGAGCUUGCUUCCGAUACAGGCCCUUCAGGACGCUGGACGGCUUCUCUGACCGGGUUUGUCGCGGGAGCGGGGCGAGCGACACCCAGAGCAGCUACUACGAAAUCUACUCUCCGCUGGAGGCUCCGAGCUUGGACUCCUGCAAGGCGCUCUGCAUGAAGAAGCGGGAGACUGAGACUGCGAGCUGCAGAGGCAUCGAGUACCGAGGCUGGUGCGAGGUCUGGACAAGGCUGGAAGGAAUCGGAGCUGUUGCCCCUUCCCCCGGAUCCCAGUGCCUGCGCUACUUGCCCUUCAUCAACAUUGAAGGUGGGAUCAACCGAGCCUGCCGGGGUUCGGACCCACGGGAUUCUUACAGCAGCUACUACAGUUUCUUCAGUGGCAGAACGGUGGAUGAAUGCAAGAUUCUCUGUACAACAACCGCCGGAUGCAAGGGUAUUGAAUUUCGCGAUGGACGUUGUGAAGUGUGGACUCGGCGCGGUGGGAUCCAGGCCUCCACGUAUACGAAAGGCUCUUUGUGCAUGAGCUAUGGUGGGGAGGAUGCUUUUGAGGACAGUCAUGCCUUCACAGCUCUCAACGGAGGUUAUCCCUCGACAUGCCAUGCAGCUGCGUUGACCGCGUUCUCUGUUGGCGUGCAGCAGGUGUCGACACUGUACAGCUGCCAAUUGCGAUGUGUGUCCAUGCCGGGUUGUCGAGGAGUUGGCUUCGGUUCUGCAGGAUGCACAGUCUGGCUGGGAUCCGGAGAGCUUUCUGUAUCAGACGGAGGAUCCGGUACUUGCCACCGCUUCUUGCCGUUUCGCGACGUGGAUGGGGGCGAAGGCCGCGCUUGCAGGGGCUUGCAGGGCCCAGAAGAUGUGCAGAGCUCGUACUACCUGCAGCGCUCGGCCGCAUCGUUGCAGGACUGCCAGGACCUCUGUGUGAGGCAGUCCGAGACCGAUGUGACAAGCUGCAAAGGCGUCUCUUACGACUCGGUCUCCGGCACCUGCCUGUUGUGGACUCUGGCAAUCGGGGCCACCGCAGAGAGCUCAACGUCGGUCUGCCAGCGCUACGAGCCUUUCGUGGAGAUGGGACGGGACCGGGCGUGCAGCGGCUCCAGCAGCGACUACACGCAGUUGAGCUUCUCCCAAGCUUCGAGCCUGGACGCUUGCCGUGGCCAGUGUGUGGCUAAUGUCGGCUGCACAGGUAUCGAGUUCAGCCAGCAGCGCCUCCGAUGUCGACUUUGGCUGCGCAGGGUGCAGAGCACGCUGCCUGAGUUGGCGGUGCAGCGGCUGGAGGAGGUCGCUGAGUCGGCGGAUGCCUUCCAACCGGUGGAGGGCGGCAGCGGGCGUGCAUGCCGUGGGGCCGACAGCACCGACACCAACGCGGCGUACUACGACUACUACCACCCGUCAGUUGUGACCACGAUGUCCGAAUGCAAGGGCUUGUGCAUUGAGACGUCGGGCUGCCAAGGCAUCCAGUUCAGCAUUCACGGCUGUCAGGUUUGGACCCGUCCGGCGGGCAUCCAAAGCACCGCCCCAUCGCCCGACCUGACCUGCCUCAGUUUCUCACCUUUCCGUCUCGUGGAUGGCUUCACUGACCGAUCCUGCCGUGGGACCAGCGUGCAGGACAAUGCUCCCUCGAACUAUCUGAGCCUGAUGGCUCCUUCCCUCGCAGACUGCCAGAGCGCCUGUGCACAAGAGCCUGGGUGCAAGGGAGUUGAGUACAACGUCAGUGGCACGGCAUGUGAGGUGUGGGCGUUGCCCUCAGGCAUAGCGGCGAGCGUUGCUUCGCAGGGAACCACGUGCAUGAGGUACGAACCCUUCGUUGCAGUUGAUGGUGGCUUGGACAGGUCAUGCCGCGGAGCACAUGCAGAGGACGACUGGCCGAGUUUCUACACGGUCCACGAGUACACUUGGCUGUCUGGCCCAUCCAUCGAGGAAUGCAAAGAGAGAUGCCUGUCUACGCCUGGUUGCCGAGGCGUGGAAUACACAAAAGGACAGUGCAAAGUUUGGACUCGACAGGGAGGAAUCCAGUCCAGUGCUCCAAGUUCUGGAUCCUUGUGCUUGCGCUUCGGUGCCUUCGAUUCCGUGGAGUUGCUUGAUGCUUUCUGGCCUGUUGACGGUGCGGACCGUGCUUGCCGUGGCAGCUCCCGUGAGGACCUCCAACCCAGCUACUACACGUCCGUGGGCCCAGACAAGGCCGCAUCUCUCGAAGCAUGCAAGAGUCUAUGCGUCCGGACAUCCGGCUGCAAUGCCAUCCAGUUCACAUCCAUGGAGUGCCAGCUGUGGACACGGAGCGGCGGUGUGGAGGCCACAAUUGCACAGACGGGCUCGUCUUGCCUCCUCUUCCGUCCCUUUCGCACCGUAGACGGUGGCCAGGAUCGUCUGUGCGCUGCCACAGGUAGCCAACCCAGCGCAAUGGCUGCGGACAGCCUGAGCUCGUGCCAGAUGCUCUGCGAAGGCUCGCCGUGGUGUGCUGGGAUCAGCUUCAAUUCUGGCGAUUGCCUCGUCUUCACCGGUGAGUUCUCCAGCCAGGCAAGCCAAGGCAGCCAGUGCCUCAGCUACGAGCCCUUCGUGGCGGUGGAUGGCGGGGUGGACAGGGCUUGCAGAGGCUCGCACGAAGACGACAUCAGCAGCUUCUACUACCAAGACUACUCCCCAGCCGAAGCGCCGACAUUGGAGCAGUGCAAGCUGCUGUGUGCAGCCACGGAGCAGUGCCAGGGGCUGGACUUCUCCCAAGACGGCUGCAAGGUGUGGAACGGCACCCAAGAGAUCCAAUCCACCAAAGCCAGCCAAGGGCACCGGUGCUUGCGGUACGGAAGGCGUGACCCUGUCUUGGAUUCCUCGUCCUUCCGGGCAGUGGAGGGUGGCGUCGGGCGGGCUUGCCGUGGCAGGAACGAGACAGACAAUCUGGACAGCCACUACUCGGUGCACGUCUUCUGGCCCGAGAAUGCCAGCGUAGAAGCAUGCCAGCAGCUUUGUGUGGAAACCGCUGCUUGCAAAGGCAUCGAAUUCCGCUUGG